Messenger RNA from Doryrhamphus excisus (bluestripe pipefish), 1135 nucleotides. RefSeq names its product mesenteric estrogen dependent adipogenesis (gene medag). NCBI's taxonomy places the organism in Eukaryota, Metazoa, Chordata, Actinopteri, Syngnathiformes, Syngnathidae. The record is from RefSeq and is a predicted model, not a curated record.
GAUUGAAACGCUAACUAAAAGUGGAUUGUAUGUGCUGCCAUGCGUUUGUGUGCGCCGAGAUGCGUAAAAACGUACAUGUUGCUUUAGUGAACCGUAGUUUACACCACAAAUUCUCGUGUUUGUCGCGUUGUAUCAACUAACUGUUUUGAAACGUGCGUUUAUUUUGUCACAAGACCGGAAGUUGCCACGGUAGCAACACGUCCAACUUUGCUGUGGGUAUGUGCUAUAAAGUCCGGGCGCCUUGAACGCAGACCAGACUUGACAACAAGAAGUAACACAAUGGAGCCAAUAAAGCGAUCCCUCUGCAGGAUGACGGUGACGGAGCUGGAUGAGUUCCUCCGAAAACCCCCGAGCGGCGUCUCGGUGUCUACCCAGAAGUCGACCAAGCGAGUCCACAUUGACCCCGAGUCCGGCCUGCUUCUAGCCGACCCUUGUGACUCUUUGGCGGGCAACGUCGUGUUCCAGGGCUCGCUGGGAAGAAGCGUUCGAUUGACAAACCUGUGGGAGUACAGCAGCUUCCGGAAGAGUCUUGUGUCCAAAACCAUUUACCUGCUGGUGACCACUCGCCUGCCAAACUCCACAGACAUCAAGAAGCACUACGUGGUGUCAAUGGAUGGUUCCAACCCGCUGGUCCGGUGGCAGCUGGAAAGGUGUCUGGACUGGGCCAUCUCAUCCGUGGCGGGCGAGAGUUACCAGGUGGAAAUCGACCUAAAAGACACGUUGAACAAGUGGGCGGCCCGCAACUUACCCAAAGAUAACAAGACGGGCAUCAGACCCCAGUGGGCCGAUGCCUCUUUCACGCUGAAGUACCACUCUGACGCCCUCUUUGACUUCCCGUACUGGUUUGGACUUAGCAAGAGGAGGUUUAAGUUGAGACUGACCUGAGAUGGGGUGCCGCACACCCGCCCGAUUUGGCCGUCCACUUUUUACACAGAGACGACCUCUAUCAGAAGACGCCGGUACCCUCCAGGUGGAGAGAGGCGUCAGGAGGAUGUUCUCACGAAGCAAGAUGAAAGAGGAAAACCUAAGAAGGAGCUGAAAGCUUGUUACUUUUGUAGAAGCAACCCAAAAAAAAUGUAGUAUUUGUAUAUGAUGUACUUUAUUCGCUGUGAUACUGCAAUAAAAGGGAAAUACA